Sturnus vulgaris (Common starling) is the source of this 8772-nucleotide messenger RNA. NCBI's taxonomy places the organism in Eukaryota, Metazoa, Chordata, Aves, Passeriformes, Sturnidae. The record is from RefSeq and is a predicted model, not a curated record.
GAAUGGAGAGUUUUAAUGGGGGAGCAUAAUGUGUUAUUUAUAUUUUAUGACCUAAUUAAGAGACACUAUGAGGAAUCAGCAAUAUCUCUUUGCUUAAAAAGAAUAUCAUUUUUGAAGACAAAAUUAUGGACUAAUUUUGCAGCAUUCAUUUUGAAGGCUGUUUCCUGUGCUGUGUGUUGCAAAGAUUAAAGAAGUUCUUAAUGCAAAAUGAUGUGAACUAAAAAUAUUGUACCUUUUCAAAGGAAGAGAAUGGGAAUUAAGAAUGUAUUUGGUAGAGUCUCUGAGGACUUGAAAGUGAGUUCUGGUGUUUUUCUUUUUGAAAUAGCUAAACUAGUGAAAUUGGGCAGUCAAUUUUAUUGACUUUGCUUCAGAGGUUUAGAAGAUCGCAGUAUUAAAAAGCGUGUAUUUUAACAUUUUACCAAAAUAUCUAGGAUUAUAUGCAGUACUAAUUGAAAGCUACAAGGUAUUAUGCACUGAUUUGAUGUUGAUCUGGGCUUAUGACCUGUAAGAAAACUUGGAAUCUAAAAGACUGUGCUGAAAGUGUUGUAGUCCAUGCAGCCAUGAAGAUGAUUACUCCCUUUUGUUCCUGCAGUAGUGACCUUCUGCAAUUCCUGCUUUGGACAGAACCGAGGGAGAGAUGGUGCUGGCUGAAAGGAAAUCUGCUUUUUCUAAUGAAAAAUAAGAGUUCUGAUGCCUCUGAAGUGGUAAUCCUGGAGCGCUGCUGGGUAGUGGAAUUCAGGAAUAAAACAGAUGUUUCAGUAGUUCUCAAGUUUCAGGGUGGAGAAUCACGUCUUGACCUUGAAGCUGCAUCGAAGCCAGACUGUGAAUCCUGGGCUGUGGCACUGGGAGAGGCGAACUCGGAAGGUGUGCAGAAUAAAAUCCAGCAGCUCCGGAGGCUGAUCAUGGAAAUCAAAGAGGAGAGAUCAUCAGAUGAAGCACAACAGUUUCUCCCUUCAUCCCAGUUAGACAGUCUAGGAGAGCCCCAGUUUACGAGUAUUCAGAAAAUUGCAAAUGAGCCAAAGCUGGAGUUCAGUCUUGCGUGCAAGGAUCUAGUGGCUGCUACCCGUGAUCGGAAGCUGAAUACGUUUAUCCAAGUCUCAGUGGUGCAUCCAGCAGAGCACAUUUUGACGCGGUACUCAAGCACUGAAAUCGUGGAGGGUACAAAAGAUCCACUGUUUUUGACUGGUGUGACCUUCCCACCGGAAUACCCCAUCUAUGAGGAGACUAAAAUAAAACUAACAGUCUAUGAUGUCAAAGACAAAUCCCAAGACACGGUCCGCACCAGUGUCCUACCUGAUCACAAGGAACCAAGAGCAGAUGUUGGGCGAAGUUUCCUGGGCUGUGCUACUUUCAGAGUAGGAGAUCUGGUCAAGUCAAAGGAGCAGCAGUUGACCCUUACCCUCAGAACAUCUGAUGGUGGAAAGACAGUUGGUACCAUUGAAGUCAAUCUUGUGAAGAUGGGAGAACUAGAGGAGGGGGAAGCAGACCACAUCACAGCAGAUACCCAGGAUCAAAAGUGUGCAUUGGUUCGUGAGUGCACAGCCACUGAAGGCAUCAGUGGGAAAGACAACCUGCCUUCCUUAAAUGCAGUGUUGAGAAACCCAGUCUGUAAGUUAUAUAGAUUCCCUACUUCUGACAACAAGUGGAUGCGGAUCCGGGAACAGAUGGCUGAGACUACCCUCUCUUUCCAUGUUCCUAAAGAACUAAUAAAUCUGCACAUUAAGGAGGAUAUGAGAAGGAAUCAGGAACUUAAAGACCUGGGAGAACUCGCUCCUCACUGGGACAACAUGCGCAAAAGUGUAAUUGCUCACUGUGAUCAGAUGUUGAGCAUGUACCAGGACACUCUUGCAGAGCUUGGGAAGCAUACAGGUUCUUCCUUUAAGUCAAGCUGUAGCAAAGGAGAAAAAACACUAGAAUUCAUCCCAAUAAAUCUUCAUCUGCAAAGAAUGCAUGUGCAUAGUCCUCGAUUGAAAGAUGCUCUGUAUGAUGUUAUCACCGUGGGAGCCCCGGCAGCGCAUUUCCAAGGAUUUAAGAAUGGUGGUCUACGGAAACUGCUGAGUAAAUUUGAGGCAGAAAGACGAAAUACUGGAUACCAGUGUAUUUACUAUUCACCUGAAAACACAGCCAAGGCAAAAGAAGUUCUCAGCAACAUCAAUCAUCUGCAGCCUCUCAUAUCAAGCCAUGCAGACCUGCUGCUUAGUUCUGCAAGCCAACGUUCUCCAGACAGCUUGAAGAAUUCUUUAAAGAUGCUUUCAGAAAAAACGGAGUUAUUUGUGCACGCAUUCAAGGACCAGCUGGUCAGAAGUGCCCUUUUAGCACUGUACACAGCCCGGCCUGGCUGUGUCCUCAAGAAGCCAGCUGUGUCUAGAAACAGUGCAGAAGAAGGGGCUGAUGCACAGCACCAGGAGCAUCCUUCUCAGAUUAAACGACAGGACUCUAUACCCCAUCAUUCUGAGUAUGAUGAGGAAGAGUGGGACAGGGUGUGGGCCAAUGUGGCAAAGAGUUUGAACUGCCUUAUUGCCAUGGUGGACAGACUGCUUGAAAAAGACAACAUCAACAACAUUAAAGAGGGUGAAAAUGAGCCUACAGCAGCAGAUUGCAAGGCGUUACAUACAGGUGGUGACUGGUAUGAACAGCUGUACCCACUGGUGAUUACACUGAAGGACUGCAUGGGAGAGGUGGUGACCAGGGCCAAGCAAUCCAUGGCGUUUGUCCUGCUCCAGGAACUUGCCUGUGGUUUGCCCCAGUGUUUGAUGCUGACCCUAAGAAGAGACAUCGUCUUUAGCCAAGCACUGGCUGGAUUGGUCUGUGGAUUUGUAAUCAAAUUGCACACAGGUUUACAUGAUCAAGGAUUUUUACAACAGCUUCAUACUGUUGGAUUGCUUGUGCAAUAUGAAGGACUCCUUAGUACAUAUAGUGAAGAAGCAGGGAUGCUAGAAGACAUGGCUGUGGGCAUUUCAGAUUUGCAGAAAGUGAUGUUUAAAGUAAUUGAAGCCAAAUCAGAAGAUUUUUUGCCUAUUAUAACUGGAAGGCGUGAACAUUACAUUAUAGAGGUCCAGCUUCCAGCAAAGAUGUUUGAGCUGCUGCCACAAGAGAUUAAAGAAGGAAAGCUGCUUCGCAUGUAUCCAGUGCUCUUUAAUGUUGGAAUCAAUGAACAGCAAACACUGGCAGAGAGGUUUGGAGAUACCACUUUGCAGGAAAAUAUUAACCAGGAAAACUUAGAACUUCUCAAAGAAUAUUACAAGUUAUUUACGGAAAAAAUGCCUCCUGAUUGUUUACCACAUUUUCAAGAACAAAAUGAUUUAAAGGGGUUGCUAGAAAGUCUUCAUCAAAAUAUCCAGGCCAAAAAGAGAAAGAAUGUAGAAAUCAUGUGGUUGGCUGCAACGAUCUGCCGGAAGCUGAACGGAGUGCGCUUCACCUGCUGCAAGAGUGCCAAAGACAGGACAUCCAUGUCGGUGACGCUGGAGCAGUGCUCCAUCCUGAGGGACGAGCACCAGCUGCACAAAGACUUCUUCAUUCGGGCGCUGGAUUGCAUGAGGAGAGAAGGAUGCCGCAUAGAGAAUGUUCUGAAGAAUGUCAAAUGCAGAAAGUAUGCAUUCAACAUGAUACAGCUGAUGGCUUUCCCAAAGUACUACAGACCUCCAGAGGGGACAUAUGGAAAAGCUGACACCUAAGUUUAACAAAAAUGUGAUCAGGAGCAUACAUCAUGCUAAUUAGUGAAUAUAACAACUGCUGUUUAUGACGUAUGAAUUGGGAAUGUAUAACCAGUGGAGGUGUUACUUUUAUCAGGUUUUAUUAUUUUAUAUUAAAAUUAAUCUGGUUAGUCAUUAUGAAAUAAAUACCAUGAAAAUCAAUGGACUGGUUAUUCUGAAAAUCAAAUAUAUUCAACUUACCUUUGUGAAGUUGAAGCUUAGUAUGGCUCAAAAGGCAGCUGGAAUUAGUUUUUGGGGUCAUUUGAUUGAAGAUUAAAAAGGGAAAUGGCAUUUGCUGUAGGAACAGAGAUUAGUAAUCUGGAAGGUGGCAUUCUAACUCCAAACCAAAUCAUAAGAUUUGAUUUAAGGAGUCUCUCACUGCUGGAAAAGGUGUUUUCUGGAACCAGCAGAGCACUGAGCUCUUGAUCACUAAUGAUUAAACCUGUUGCAGAAAUGUUUAUGAAAGACGCUAAUGUUAAUACCUGGGCUAAAUAUAAUUUUGGUAAUUACAAUUAGCUUCUUUACAUAAGCAUGGUAACUUCAUAAUAUGUUUUUAGUAAUUGCAGACUGUAAUUUCAGCAAUUCCAUUCUGAUUUCCUGCAGUUCAUUUGGAUGUAUCACUCUUGGUUUUCUGUACCCUAGCCAAAUACCACUUAUUUCACUUCCACAUAAAUGACAUUGAAAUCAUGGAGAUUAAUUCCACAAGUAAAGUGACCUGAAUUUGACCUCCUAUUUAGUAUAAACCCUUAAAAGUAAAUUUUCUUUAGUGGUAGGGAAAAUAAGUUGUAUAUACAGGAUUUAAUGUAUCUUUAGGCCAUGAAAACAUGUAUGUUAUUACAAAGCCUAAAAUAAAUGUUACGAGUAAACUGCUGUACUAGGAUUAGUUAGCCACUGCAGCUGAUGUAUUUCAAAUUUGUAAUGCUGCAGGUAGACACUCUGGGAUGAAGAACUAUCAGCUUUAAAAAUGAAUGUUAAUGCUCUGCCAGCUUGUGUUAGUCAUGAAAUUUAUCUUGCAAAGAACGUUUGUGUUUUCUAAUUGUAUCUAUUUAUUACCUUCUUCUGCCUCUCAGAGAGAAAUACAAUUUUUAGCUCCCAAGUAUUCACUGGUUACUGACCUUUAUGUAAUGCAUUCUUUUCAUAUCUAGAGCAGAAGUAUGAGAAAUUUAUCUUAAUGAAACUACCCUGGGAAUUUGAGCAUCUGUAGGAAAUUGUAAUUGCCAUGGAUAAGGAGUAAAUGUUUGCUUACUCCUAUGGAAGUCAAAGAAAUCUCUAUGCACAAUGAGUUAUAAUUUGUUCUUUUUAAUCCAUUAAUACCCAUUACUUAGUAUAAAUCUGUAACUAUAAUGGAAUUUAAGAGCCUGAUUUUGCAAAUUCUAUUUGGGCAAUCCCAUGGAACUGAUCUGUCAUUUGGCUAAAAUUAAAUCCAUCUUGUAUAUUUUCUCCAAGAUCAGGCUGUGGAGUUCAUAGGAAAACAUCAGAAAGAGAUCCUUGUUCUAAUAUUCAUUGACUUCAGUGGAGCCAUAAAUUCACCUGUACAAUAUAUUAACUAAUUGGAACUUUUUUUCAAAGAAAAGUAGGUAACAUAAGUAGUGUUUUGGUGCAUUAGUUUUUUAUUUCCAUUAUAUAAUGUGCUAUCAAUAAUUGUUUAAUGAUAGCACAUUGUUUAAUGGCUUCCUUGUUUGUGGAAUGUAUUACUUCAGUAGAUGUCAGAAGAGUUGGCAAUGCAUCACAGAUAAGCUCAGACUGAUGAGAACAUAAUGCCUUGAUUUUUUUCUUGUCAUGUACCAGUAGAAGUGGACAAUACUCGUUGGGUGGCUGGAUAUGUGCAUAAAUUAGUGUUUGGUUCUAUGAAUAUAAUGUAGCUGAUCUGUAUGAAAUUUUUUUUUGGAUUUAUGGAGCAUAAUUCUUCAUAGAAAAGUAAUGUUUUCUUUGUCAGGCUGCUGCACUAGCCCUCACUAUAUACAUGUUUAUUAUUAGCUUAGAAAGCCUUGCAUGUGCAGUUUAGAGAUAGUGAUGUAUUUCUCAUGGAUCUCUGAAAUAACUCCCAGGUAUGCAGUGGAGAAUGCCAACCAUCAUACAGUAAUUCUGAAACUAUCUGUAAAAAUCUCAGUGGGGGUGGUGUUCCCUGCUGGGUGCUAUGGGUACUUAGACUUCUUUAUCUGGGUCCCGUUGACAUUCUGUCAAGUUAAAAAUAUGAAAUUAUCUAGGUUUUCUUGUCAGGAAAAUAGUCUUUCAAGAUUCUGCUGCAGCAUUUUAAUGCUACCUGGGCUCUAAAUUGCCAUUGUCACUACCGUGUUAUUUUUGUGUUGAAGUUGUUUUUCACAUUGAAGCCAAGGAUUUGAUGAGGAAAAAGAAAAAAAUGGCACUGGAUUACUGUCCUUUUUGUUUUAACAGCCAUUCACAGUAUGUUCUUGUGAAAUUAAAUAAUCUCUUAUUUGCUAAAGAUCAUUAAGACAAAACCCCAAAGACAUCAGUGGGCUGCAGUGAAAUUUCAUUGUGCUUGGGCCAUUAGAGAAGAGUUGGUGGGUCUUGUGCUAAAUAAUACUGAAAUUUUUGAAGAUAAUUUUUGGACUGGAACAUCUUGUAGGUCAGGAGGGCUUUGUAAAACCUGCUGAAGUGCUCCAAGUCUCCUGGAAAAGCCUCGUUGCUUCAGUACCAAAACAGGCCCAAAUCAUUCAAAAUCCAUGGCUUUUCUGGUUUGUCUUUUAUGAAGAAACAAAGAGGGGUUUGCUGCAGGUUGAUGCUUGUGUUACUUGGAGUACAUUUACUCUUUGUAGCAGCUGCUUCCAGCCUUGUGGGUUGUUUGAAUAUUUAACAGAGGAGUUAAAUCAUCCCUGGGGUCUUGCACAUUAUCUUGUAGCUCACUGGGGAUAUCAGAGGAGCAAAACUAAACUACUUAAUUUUUAUAAUCAAAUUACAUUCUUUGUUUUGCAGAGUGAUAAGGUAAGCAUAGCGAUUUUGGUGGUGGCUUCACAAAAACUGUUCCAUACAUGCUCUCUUAUAACUCUUGUAAGGUAUAAAAUAACCUGCUUUUAGGGGAGGGCAGUUCUCAAGGGUUAAAAGAUGAAAAUUAAAAAAUACAUCUGGCAUCUAAAGCCAAAUCUUGUCUUACAGAAGAUAUUAUCUUGUACAAAUCAAAUCAGGAUCUGUCUUGAGGAAUCCUGAAAUAAGGGCUUCUAGCUUUCAAUAUUUGUACAAUGCAUCACAUACUUACAUAGGGGUUUUGUACCACAGAGUAGUGUCUAAAUAGAGAGCUAGUCUAAAAUGCCUAAAAAAUAAGGAAGGAAUGUUAAAAUAAUUUUUUCCCAGAAAUGUUUGUAAUAUUGUUAUAAUACAUAACAUGUCUAUAACUGACAUUAAGCAGGCAGGUCUUUUUUUCUGAAGGCUUUCAAGGAAUUUAAAAUACAUUAUGGUUAAUGUUUAUACUUUGGCUUUUAUGGAGCAAUUAGGAAUCAAAACAUUUUAAUUAUGUUAUCUGAUUUUUGUCUAUGUGAAGCUGUGUAUUUUAAUGGAAUCUUAGCAAUGUCUGUGUUAUAAAGAAAUAAUAAUUUAGGAGGACAACUGAAACAAAAUAUUAAUUGAGAAAUAGCCUUAAUAAAGGCUUGCCAUGUUAAUUUUUGUACUGUCUGAAUAUUGCCAUUACAUAAAUGAAAUGAGGGAAGUAACAAACAAUUUUGUGUCUACAUCAGUCUCUCCUGAUGAAAAUUCACUUAAUUGCGGUGGAAUAAAUUGUAGUGGUAUUCUAAAACUUCACUAGUAAUUUAGGUAUAAAAAAGUGCAACACUUCAUUUUGAAGCCUACUUUAAAAUAUGCCUGUUAAAAGUUUCAGGAAAAACUUAUUUUUAUUUCUAGAUUAAACACAAGUUCCAAGAAAUCCUAUGGUCCAUUUUUAAAAAAAGCAGAAAAUGCACUGAACGUCAACCAGUGUCAUAAAAAAGCAAUUGAAUUGAAAACUAUGCAGCAAAAUUACUUGUGUGAAUUAAUGUAUGUAAUCAGUUAACAGUCUUAAACAUAUAUUGUGUCAGUUGUUUAUGUUGUAAACUUGAAACCAUUGAUCUCUAUAUUUAUGCUCUUAUUUUAUUAUAAAGAAGUGUACUGUAUAGGCAAUGCCAUGAGACAUGAAUUUGCAUCUUGCUUUUCACUUCCUUGCAGCUUAAAAGCAGAUGUUUACAAUGGAAAUGCUUUAAAAUAAUUUGCUGCUCUUGAGAACACAAACUUAUCUUGCAUAUUGCAUGUUUACAAAAAAGAUCAUAGAAAUGCUUUUUUAGAGGGAAAAAAGACUUCACAGACUUCAGUCCUUAAAACAUUGCUUUUUCCCUUAGUCAUGCAACAGCUCGACUGUUGGGUUGCCAAGAAUUCAGCUUGAACUCUACAGGACUCAAACAUUUAUUUCCUCUUUUUUUCAUAGCAUCUGCUGAAUAAGUAAUAUAACAACCAUGACUAUCAGCAUGAUACCCAUGAUCCAAGGUGAAAAACUUGCAUUUGCUCAGAUAUGAGCAAUACUUCAGGGUAAAUAAACUAUAAGACACUUGUGAACGAACCGGUGUCUCCCUGUUCCAAAGAGCUGAAUCAUGAGGCACAGGAUUUGUGUGCUGAUUGGGAAAAAGAGUUACAGUGCGAGUCUGACUAUGAUAAAAGAGUGCCCUGGAUGGGUUCAGAGUGGUGAGAUUUGAACCACGCUGCUCUUACUUAGACCUCUGACUGUUGGCAGUGGUUUUUGGUUACUCUUCCCACGCAUGCAAAAUGCUUUAAAAGUUUUCAGCACUUCUGUUUAUGAAUGGUCUGACUUUAAAACUUCUAAAAUCCCAAAUUACUUUGGUACUUGUUCUCCUUUUGUGUCACUGUCCCUUAUGAUGUUCCUGUCUUACAUUUUAGAGCACACAGGGCUGUGUAUAAGUAACCUUAACAGGACUUCAGUCCAUGGCAUAUGUUUGUCCAGAGAAACAAAGCACAACUAUAGGAAUUCAAUGUUUUUUAUAUUUCAGGAUUUAUCAUUUUUGUUUCCUUGCUGUCUGUAAGCCAUGACCAUUGUACACCAUGUGUAUAUUUUUAUUUAAAUAAAUGUAAUGUUUAUUUUUUA